Messenger RNA from Pelmatolapia mariae (spotted tilapia), 1915 nucleotides. RefSeq names its product retinal homeobox gene 3 (gene rax). The record is from RefSeq and is a predicted model, not a curated record. Gene Ontology annotation, biological process: positive regulation of transcription by RNA polymerase II. Lineage: Eukaryota; Metazoa; Chordata; Actinopteri; Cichliformes; Cichlidae. Gene Ontology annotation, molecular function: DNA-binding transcription factor activity, RNA polymerase II-specific; RNA polymerase II cis-regulatory region sequence-specific DNA binding. The coding region runs from base 517 to 1464 and encodes 315 amino acids. The transcript has 3 exons.
CACCAGAAAUCUUGUAAUUAUGAUUUUGUUGUACCUAAAUCUGUGGGCCUAAUCUUCCCUCUCUUUUUUUCCCCACAGACUGACAUGAACAUGACAUCUGGAGGAGUGGAAAGAUGGUUUUAAGAUUUAUGUAAGUAGGUUUAGAGCCAGCACCGACUCAUGCACUUGUGACGGGGAGGAGUUAGGGAGGGUGUGGAGGCUGGUGCCCGCAAUGGUCGCACUGCCACCCCUAAAUCCAGCAGGGCCAAAUCCAACAGGACGUCCCCUCUCUGACGUGCAGCGGGGGUGCCGCAUGAGCAGGGGGUCUUAGAGCAGGCGCUACUUUAAAAGCCGGCUCCGAAGAUGCUCCACAACCACCGAGCAAGAUACCUGGGUCUUGUGCGCAAGUUUUCCAACGUCGCCCGACAUUAAGCUACAACUUUAUCAAAAGGGGUAAUAUAUCUGAGAAGAAGUCAGAGUGUUUUGUUAUUAUUUUUUGUUUUUACUUUUGGAUAUUUUUUCUGGACUUAUCAACCAAUGUGGCUUCUUGGAUCAACUACCCAAGUAAUGAUGAUGGAUGAGCGCAUGUCUCCCUCCGCACGCUGCGUCCAGAACCCGGGGAGCAACCCGUCCACGGUCCACAGCAUAGAGGCUAUACUGGGAUUUAAAGAAGACACCAUAUUCCACAAGUCAGCCUCCUAUAACGUGACGGAAAGAGUCCAGGUCAAAGACGCUGAGCGCAACGGGAAUGGAAUAGUGAGCCAAACGAAGAAAAACCAUUACUCGGAAAGUUGUGACAGUGUGUGUUGUGGCAGCAGCACCGGCGAAGCCUCCGUGUGCCCGGACUCACCGGACAGAGACGGCAAACUGUCCGACGACGAAAGCCACAAGAAGAAGCACCGACGGAACCGGACCACCUUCACCACCUUCCAGCUCCACGAACUAGAGAGAGCUUUCGAGAAGUCCCACUACCCGGACGUGUACAGCAGAGAGGAGCUGGCCCUGAAGGUGAACCUGCCCGAGGUCCGGGUGCAGGUUUGGUUCCAAAACCGGCGAGCCAAGUGGCGUCGACAGGAGAAGCUGGAGGUGAGCUCCAUCAAGCUUCAGGACACCCCUUCCUCGUCUUUGCUCUCUUUCAGUCGUUCUCCCACCAGCUCUCUGGCCUCCGGGCUGCAGCUGGAGCCCUGGCUCUCCACCCCGAUCACCACCUCCACUUCGCUGCAGUCGCUCCCAGGCUUCAUCAGCAACUCGCAGGGCCUUCCAGGCACUUACACACCUUCUCCUCCUCCGCCCAUGCCCUCUUCCUUGCCAUCGUCCUUCCUCAACUCCCCAGCCCUGGGACACAGCUCUCACCUGCCUCACAUCAGCUCUAUGUGCCUGCCGCCCCCGGCAUACCAGUGCUCAGCUGAUCCGAGGAACUCCAGUAUUGCUUCACUGAGGAUGAAGGCUAAGGAGCACAUUCAGUCUAUUGGGAAGACAUGGUGAUGUUGGGUGGACUUUAAGACCCCUGAACACACCAUGAUGAAUCUUUUUGGAGAAAUCUGGCUUCAUUUUCAUGAUGGGAUUGUAUUUUUUUAAAGACUGACAACUCGAGUUGCCCUUUGGAAUUCAAGACAUCCACACGUACAACUUUGUGGAAAAAUUGUGACACUUAAUGUGAAAUUCCUGUAAAUAUGAAGCCGUCUCUUCUCCUUUGUCUUCACUGUAAAUUGUUUUAUUGUAUCAGCCAGCCCAGUCCGCAUCUCAUCCAGUGUUACUGCCAAUAGAACAAGUACAGAGCCUACUGAAAACUCACCAAUGCCUGUUUAUGCUUCCUCUUGUAAAUGGAUAAAAGGAGCAUUUUAAAUCUUUACUUGUUUCUGAGACUGAAUCAUAAAAUAAAUGUAUCAAAUGGGAUUACUUUCCUUAUGCAAUAAAUUGUUUGUGUACAAAUACA